UUUCUUGUUUGGUGGCUUUUUGCAGUAGGUACUAGCCCAGCACAAUGCACUUCGCCAGUGUUGAGUAGCUUGAAAGUGCGGUUCACACAUGGUUAACAGGGUCCAAAUUCGUACUUUGAUAUGACAGUUGACACAUAGAGCUAAAAUGGCGAGUGAGGACUCAAAAGGACUCAAAAAUUAUUACAGCAAUGCACCAGAAACAUCAGCUGAGCAAACUUCAGAUAAAGAGUCUACGGAAGAAUCGGAAACUGAGGAGCGUCUUCUGACAGUAUGCUGCAGAUCUGGAAAGCUGGGAGCCGCCUGUUAUACUUUACAGACUGGAGAGCUCCAAAUCCUGGAAGAAAUAGUAGACCGUCCUCCAGAGCAUCAGAUAUUCGUAUCCCUGUUCAACCAAGUGGAUCCAGUUCAGCUGAUAUUGGACGGCAAGAGUCAAGGCACCUUCGUGAGCGCCGUGAAGGGGGUGGUCUUGGCCAAUGACACUAACGAGAGCACUAAGUGCAAGCUGAUGUUCAUAUCAUCUAAGGAAUACAAUUUCGAAGCUUGCAAGCGGCGCAUCCAGUCUCUCACUCUACCCCAUGAGCCGCCCAACUGCUCAGACGAGGAGCGUAUGGUGUUCCUGCGCACUGUCAUAGACUUCGCCCAAACUCAAACAGUUCACGCCUUGGGUGCUUUGCUGAGAUACCUGGACCUCAAUUGGUCAAAUCUUAUCAUGGAUUUGCAUGGAAAACCACAGUUCAUGAGCUUGACCAGGAUUUCACUAGCUGAUAUAGUAGCAAUGGAUGAGGACACGUACAGAGGGUUACAAGUGUUCAGCUCCCUAUCACAUCCGAGUGGCUUCAAGAAAGGCGUUCAGGGCAGUAACAAGGAGGGCUUGAGCCUUUACCAGCUGUUCAGUAAAUGCUCCUCCAAAGUUGGACAUCGGAGAAUGAGAAUUCUCCUCCGACACCCAACGAAGGACCUGGAGACGCUCAAGCGUCGCCAGGAUGUGGUGGCGUACUUCAUGCGGCCUCAGAGCGACUCCAUCAUGAGGAACAUCUGUGCAUCGCUAAGGUUCAUCAGGAAUGUUAAUGGAAUACUUGCAAAAAUAAAGGCUUUGUCAGCAAAGUCAUAUCAGUGGAAGUCGCUUUAUAAUACUCUCUACAAUGUGGUUCUCAUAUGUGAGUUGUGUGAAAACGCAGGACAAAACGUAGAAUAUCUAGAUCGACUAGCCAGUUACGACACAACUAAAUUGUACGAGAUGGCGCUAUACAUGAAUAGAAUAAUCGAUUUCGAUCUAACGAAAUCAGAAGGCAAGUUUACAGUGAAGGCAGGCGUAGAUCACGAUCUUGAUUUGAAAAAGCAAACGAUGGCCAGUCUCCACGGCCUGAUGUCGGAAACAGCCCGGGUAGAGCUGGAGCGUCUGCCGCCGUUCAUAGAGGAGUGUGCGAUGCUGUACAUGCCACACCUCGGCUACUUGCUCGGUGUCAAAGCCUGGGCCGAUAACCUUACUAUGGAACAAAAGGAGCUGCCCAAUAUGAAGUUUAUGUUUCAAAAUAAUGACUACAUUCACUACAAAAGUAAAGGAUGUGAAGAACUGGACAUGAUGAUAGGAGACACGUACCCCGAGAUAGUGGCGCACGAGACUCGCAUCAUGAUGCGCCUCACCUCCACCAUCCUGGAGAACUUGCACACCCUCGCGGCUGCCAUAGAUAUCUGCGCUGAACUGGACUGCCUAAUCACAAUAUCGAAAGUAUGCAAAGAGUACAGCUUCGUAAAACCAACUCUAACCAGAGACAAAGUAAUAAGCAUAGUUCAAGGAAAACACCCGCUGCACAUCACUACUAUGGACAAUUUUGUGCCAAAUGACGUCAAGAGUAGCCAGGAAGCGGGGCUUGUCAAGAUCUUGACUGGACCCAAUUCUAGCGGCAAGUCUGUUUAUAUGAAACAGAUAGGUCUAAUAGUAUACUUGGCACACAUAGGCAGUUUCGUUCCGGCGGAGUCGGCGACAAUAGGGAUAGUGGAACACAUUUACUCCCGGAUCCAGUCCACGGAAUGUAUUGCCGCGCAUAUGUCGGCCUUCCUUAUUGAUCUUAGACAGAUGGCGCUAGCAGUACGGGAGUCGUCCAGUAAUUCCCUGAUCAUAGUGGACGAGUUCGGCAAGGGUACGGGCGAGACGGACGGGCUCGCGCUACUGGCCGCGUGCCUCAACACGCUGCUGUUCCGCGGCGUCACCUGCCCGCACGUGCUGCUGUCCACGCACUUCCUCAACGUGCACGACUACAUCGUGGACACGCCAGUCGUCCGGUUCAUGAGGUUCGAGUACAUGAUGCAGGACAGCGAGCCGGUGUUCCUUUUCCGCGUGGUGGAAGGCAGCUCGGAGUCCAGCUUCGCGCACCAAGUGGCAGAGAGCAGCGGCGUGCACACGCACAUAGUGAACAGAGCUAGAGAGCUCUUGGAGGCUAUAACGAACAACGCUCUACCUCCGCCUGACAAGAAAAUAAUAUCGAAACUGAGAAAUGUGACCGAAAUAAUCAAAAACACGCUGCUCACAGAAGAUAUUUAAUUGAUAUAAAAUUCGUUUAAUAUUAAAAACACAAUGAUAUUCCAUUCGCUUAGCACUAGCAACAACAAUGUAAUAAAUAGGUAUAUUAAUAUAAAAUUUAAUUUAUAAUAAUAAUUUGUAAAAAAAAAUUUACUACAUUACAUACAUACAACUUACUAACUAGCGUUUU
Maniola jurtina (meadow brown) is the source of this 2711-nucleotide messenger RNA. RefSeq names its product mutS protein homolog 5-like. Bases 146 to 2542 code for a protein of 798 amino acids. Gene Ontology annotation, cellular component: nucleus. Gene Ontology annotation, biological process: chiasma assembly; mismatch repair. The record is from RefSeq and is a predicted model, not a curated record. The transcript has 17 exons. Gene Ontology annotation, molecular function: ATP binding; ATP-dependent DNA damage sensor activity; mismatched DNA binding. NCBI's taxonomy places the organism in Eukaryota, Metazoa, Arthropoda, Insecta, Lepidoptera, Nymphalidae.